Molecule: messenger RNA, 1853 nt
Organism: Aspergillus japonicus CBS 114.51
Lineage: Eukaryota; Fungi; Ascomycota; Eurotiomycetes; Eurotiales; Aspergillaceae
Product: putative AMP-binding enzyme
Exons: 4
Coding region: 178-1806 (542 amino acids)
Source: RefSeq, a predicted model, not a curated record
AAUAUCGAGUGCAUGCUUGGAAGAGGAAGACUUUGUGCGACACACUCCCUUGCAGCUGAUUACCGGGAUGACAUUCUCAUCUUCCCCUCCCUCUUUCACACACUCUCAUUUCUUCUCUUUCUCCUUCCCCUCCACUCACUUUCUUCUCCAUCUUUCUCAAACCCAUAAGACACUACCAUGGAGCGACCAACAUCAACCUUCCCGCUUCCAGGCAUUCAACACGGCCAGCGAAUUCUCGCUAGUGUCGUAGAGAGCCGUGCAAAGAACGAACCCAACAGCGCGUGGGUGUCCGUCCCCAUUGAUGAUGCCGAGUUAUCGCGGGGCUUUCGAGAAAUCAGCUUCCAGCAAUUGAACAACGCAGCCAACCAUGCCGCCCACUGGCUCCACCAGCAUCUGCCUGCCACGACGGAGCCAUUCCAAUGCUUCGCCUAUGCAGGUCCCAAGGACUUUAGGUAUCCCAUUCUUGCAGUGGCCGCAGCCAAGUUGCAGAAAGUGAUCGUACUUCCUUCUCCCCUCAUCACGCCCGAAGCUCAACUACGUAUCUUCCGGCAGAAGAGCUGCGCUGUGUAUCUGCGACCUGCGUCAAUGGUAGACCAUGUGGCGGCUAUUCUUCGGGAGACACCUGAGAUUCGGACUUUGACGGUUCCUGAGCUUGGGGAUUUCUUGCAAGAUGCUGAGGCUGCGCCGUAUACGUAUGCUAAGACUUGGGAGGAGGGAAAGGAUGAUCCGUGGAUUGUCUUUCAUACGUCUGGCACAACAGGCUUCCCCAAACCUAUUACGUAUACCCAUCGGAUGAUGACGAGUCCAGAUAUUGCUGCCUCUCUCCCGGACAUCGAGUACACUCACGUGCAUCAAUAUGCUCUCCAACGGUGGUAUACACCGCUACCUUCGCUUCAUUUUGUGGGAACGGUGAUGACCCUGUCCAUGACCUCCUUCGUCCGCAUGGUCGCGGUCGUGGGUCCUUCCGCACCCCCGUCGCCCCAGGUUGUUGCGGACAUCCUGCGUUAUGGCCGAGUAGACGGAGCCUUACUCACCCCCGCCCUGAUCGAUGAGCUAUGUCUCAUUCCUUCGGGCCUGGAGGCUCUACGCAACCUCAAGUACGUGCACUUUGCCGGGGCGCCUCUUUCUGCCAAAGCCGGUGCGCAGCUGGCUCCACAUGUUCAUCUAGUGCCCUGCAUAGGCAGCACCGAAGCAGGGGGCUAUUUCACCACAAUACAAGACAAAGACCGUCCGUGGGAUUACAUCACCUUCCAGAAACACGCAGGCGCCGAGUUCGAGCAUCGUUUCAAUAAUCUACAUGAGCUGGUCUUUGUUCGGCAACCAGAAUGUGCUAUGCAGCAGAUCUUCUCUGCGUACCCGGACAGAGAUCGCUUUGAGACUAAGGACCUGUGGGUUGAGCACCCUGAGCACAAGGGCUCGUGGAAGAUUAUUGGGCGUACCGACGAUUACGUGGCGCUCGCACACGCGGACGGGCUGCAUGCCUCGCUGUUGGAGCCUGAGGUCGAAGCCCACCCGGGCGUGAAGUCGGCUUUGAUCGGUGGCCACGGUCGUCCAGCUCCUGUGCUCAUUGUAGAGUUCUUUUCCGACGCGCAGGAAGGCAAUGAUCGUAAGACUUUGGUUGAGAGUCUACAUCCGUAUCUCGAAAAGGUCAAUGCGCAUGUGCAUGACUGUGUGAAACUCUCGGCGGACCGGAUCAUCAUUGCGAGCAAGGACAAGCCUUUUGUGCGGACGAUCAAGGGUAGCGUGGCCCGAUUGCAGACUCUCGGCCUGUAUGAGGAUGAGAUCGCGGCAAUUUUUGGCCAGUAGGUCGGCGAUGAGUCUGACAACAGUGCCAAAUGCAAAAGUAAGAAUGG